AUCCUGCAGUACAAUGAAAACAGGGUUGGUUUGUAGAUAGACGGGUGAUAUUACUGAUCGGUUGCCGUUAUGGAUAUGUUCUAGUACCACGUGUUAUACCGGGCAGUGUUGUACGCAGCACGGAAACAAGCGUUGCCUGAUAGGCUCUACUUGGGGAACAAUAAAUCACAUUCCUCGCGCAUCCCUGCUGUUUGGGACAGAACUAGCGAUCAGCACGCGGAUUUCUACAAUAGUGAUUUUAGGCGUAUUUAAAUCAAACAAACAAUUACAGUAAAUUUAAGAUCUUAGAGGCUUAGGAGAAGAUGCAGGGUGACGCGCGCUACCUCAAACGCAAAGUGACUGCGGGCAGUUUGGAUGUCCAUCCCACGGAGAAGGCCCUUGUGGUCCACUACGAGGUGGAGGCGUCCAUCCUGGGACAGGGUGGAGGACACAUGCUGGGUGAUCGAAAGGAGGGACAGAAAAUUAUCCGAGUGAAAAGCCUUUCCCCGAGCACAGAUGUGGGAGCCUUGGCCAAGAAAGUGGUGGAGGAGUGUAAACUCAUCCCUCCUUCCCGUUUGCCCCAGGUGGAGCAGCUCCUCUACUACUUGCAGAACAGGAAGUCAUCACCAGUGGAGGGCAAAGGGGAGAAGAAAGAGAAAAGAACAGUGAGACCCAGAGAGCUGACCCCGUUUGAAGGAAUGGAGCUCGAUGAGGAAGCCAGUAUUACCAGAGUGGAGGAGUACAUCGAGCUGCUGUACGAAGGCAUCCCAGAGAAGAUCAGAGGCUCUGGUCUCAUUCUGCAGCUCGCCCGUAACCCUGACAACCUGGAGGAGCUGCUCCACAACGAGGCAGCCCUGGGUGCUCUGGCCAGAGUGUUGAGGGAGGACUGGAAACAGAGCGUAGAGCUGGCCACCAUCAUCAUUUAUAUCUUCUUCUGUUUUUCCAGUUUUUCCCAGUUUCACAGUGUGGUGAGUCAUUAUAAAAUAGGUGCACUGUGCAUGAGCGUGGUGGAACACGAGCUGAAGAGAUACGAUGUGUGGCGCGAGGAACUACGCAAGAAGAACAAGGCCUGCGAGUCAGCCCCGGAGAACGGCUCUCUGAGAAGAGACCAGGACAAAGCCGUGAGGAAGUACCACAGUCUUCUGUCAAAACAGGAGCAGCUGCUCAGAGUGUCCCUUUACCUCCUGCUGAACCUCGCUGAGGACACAAGGACUGAGUUAAAGAUGAGGAAUAAAAACAUUGUUGUCCUGCUGGUCAAAGUUCUCGAACGGGAUGACGAGGAACUUCUGGUCCUGGUGGUGUCCUUCCUCAAAAAGCUCUCCGUCUUUCUAGAGAACAAGAACGACAUGGCUGAGGUGGACACUGUGGAGCGCCUGGCUCGCCUGCUUCCCUGUGACCAUGAAGACCUGUUGAACCUCACUCUGCGUCUGCUGCUCAACCUCUCCUUUGACUCUGGCCUCCGAGCCAAGAUGGUGGAAGUUGGACUGUUACCUAAAUUAACGGCCUUGUUGGGUGAUGAGAACAACCGACAGGUUGCCAUGCGUAUCUUGUAUCACAUCAGCAUUGACGACCGCUUUAAGGGCAUGUUUGUUUACACUGACUGCAUCCCUCAGCUAAUGCAAAUGCUGUAUGAGCUCGGUGAGGAGGAAACUGAAGCUGAGCUCAUCUCCAUCUGCAUCAACCUGGCUGCCAACAAGAGGAACGCACAGCUCAUGUGUGAAGGAAAUGGGUUGAAGAUGCUUAUGAAGAGAGCUCUAAAGAUGAAGGACUGCCUUCUGAUGAAGAUGAUCAGAAACCUCUCUCAGCAUGACGGACAAAUCAAAUCCUUGUUCAUCGACUAUGUUGGAGACCUGGCUGCUGAGAUCCGUGCAGAGGAAGAGGAGGAGUGGGUUCUGGAGUGUCUCGGGACGCUGGCCAACCUCACCAUCCCUGACCUGGACUGGGAGUUGGUGCUGAAGGAGUACAACCUGGUACCCUACCUCAAAGACCGACUCAAACCAGGCUCAGCGGAGGAUGACCUCAUACUGGAGGUGGUGAUUAUGAUUGGAACAGUUUCCAUGGACGACGCCUGUGCUGCCAUGUUGGCAAAGUCGGGCAUUAUUCCUGCUCUCAUCGAGCUCCUAAACGCCCAACAGGAGGACGAUGAGUUUGUGUGUCAGAUCGUCUAUGUCUUCUAUCAGAUGGUGUUUCACCAAGCUACGCGGGACGUCAUCAUCAAGGAUACCCAGGCUCCAGCCUACCUCAUAGAUCUGAUGCAUGACAAGAACGCUGAGAUCAGAAAAGUGUGUGACAACACCCUCGAUAUCAUUGCAGAGUACGAUGAGGAGUGGGGGAGAAAAAUUCAGUCGGAGAAGUUCCGUUUCCAUAACAACCAGUGGUUGGAGAUGGUGGAGAGUCGGCAAGCUGACGAGUCCGAGCCCUAUCUCUACGAUAAUGACGACAGGACGGAUCUGUUCUACAGUGCAGAUGGAAUCACUCCAGGAGACGGUUCAGUGAGUCCAGACUUCUUCAAUGACCUCCACACUCAGAACGGAGACUUGCACCUUCCAGGAGAUGGCAGCGAUGUCUUCGACCAGACCAGCUCGUCAACCCGCCCAUCUACGGCCUACGGCUUCAGACCUGAUGAGCAGCCCUUCUACCAGUACUCAUAGGCCCCCCAGGACCAGCUGACCUCUUAGACCCAUUCCACAUGACCUGCCGCGUGUCCACUGCUAGUACACGUCCUCACACAGAGCCCUUCACACCACUGAUGAGGACUUAAACAUUUGGAACGAGGUAGUACUUAAACUACAGCUCCCUUUCAUUGCUCGUUUCAAUCUUUCCCUUUAUAUACCAGUAGGAGUCUUCCUUACACACUGGCUACAGGCUCCUUAUGGUGGUCAGUUUUGCGUUUAUUGAUGAACGCCUUUUCAAAUCCUCUGAACAACAAUCCUUAGCCAAAUGUUCCUCUAUCACUCUGUCUCCAUGCUAACCUACAGGGUCUCACUCACAUGCACCACCAGGUUCAUAGCGGUCUUUUCUCCAUGUCACUGUAAAUGGGCACAUUGUUAGUGAUCCUCAUCAUCUAGGGUGUUUUCCCACUGGUGAACUUGUGUUGAAGCCCAAACAAAAACCUUCAAUUUAGGGUUGUAACUAACGAUUAUUGUGAUAAUCGAUUACUGUACAUGACAGCAUUAAGUGUGUGUGCAAUGCUCGCUCACGUCUUUGCUUGCCAACAUUUCAAAUUGAUCGAUUUUUAUCGAUUUCAUUGAUACGUGGUUGCAACCCUACUUCAAUUGUAAAAACACCUUCCCAGGACAACCCUCACGAAGCCCUAAUUAUUCCCUAGAAGUUCUAAGCUAUUUUAUUUUCGGUCCACCUGGUGCAUUGUGCGUAUCCAACCACAAUAACACUAGGUCGGACAUAUGCUAGCAUGUUGUAACUGUUCUUCAAAUGUUAGAUGGACUGCACGUGUGUAGAGCUCUUCUUUAACGCCAUGUGUUGUUUCAUACGGACCUGAGGGAUCACAGCAACACAAACAGCAAGCCAUUGUACACAAGCAGUGUUAUUUGCACAUAGCUACAUGUUGAUGCAUGGUUAUGUUUUCUUUUUAUUUUCUAAUUUAUUGUUAUCUGUAUUAUAUUGUGUUUUUAUAAUAGUAUUCAUUUGUUGCUACUUAACAAAACCCUGUAAACGUGUUACUGGACAAUACAUAACCUGCACCGUGUUUCCUCCUCAGGUUUGUUAAUAAAAACAUCAAUGCCA
Messenger RNA from Pungitius pungitius (ninespine stickleback), 3723 nucleotides. Its product is annotated as kinesin-associated protein 3-like. Gene Ontology annotation, cellular component: ciliary transition zone; axoneme; kinesin II complex. Gene Ontology annotation, molecular function: kinesin binding. The transcript is spliced from 20 exons. Gene Ontology annotation, biological process: microtubule-based movement; cilium organization. Bases 303 to 2630 code for a protein of 775 amino acids. NCBI's taxonomy places the organism in Eukaryota, Metazoa, Chordata, Actinopteri, Perciformes, Gasterosteidae. The record is from RefSeq and is a predicted model, not a curated record.